This is a messenger RNA of Drosophila eugracilis, 643 nucleotides long. RefSeq lists its product as uncharacterized. The transcript has 2 exons. Lineage: Eukaryota; Metazoa; Arthropoda; Insecta; Diptera; Drosophilidae. The record is from RefSeq and is a predicted model, not a curated record. The coding region runs from base 83 to 259 and encodes 58 amino acids.
GUAGGCUUAAAUCUUUUGUUAAAGUAGUAAACAAAAUUUCAUAAAAAGCCUUUGAAAAGCAAAAUUUUUUGUUCACUUAAAAAUGAGACUUAAUUGGCAAACAUUUCCCAAAUUGCUGAUAGUAGUGCCAGUGCUGCAUUUUUACUUGGCUCACUGCGUGCAGGCUGAAUCUGAAGAACUUAAGAGACGCAAAGAAUCAGAGCAACCUAAUGUCAACGUUUCCCAACUGAUGCAGCCGGGGAAGUUGCGAAAAACCUGACUAGACACCCUGUACGGAAGUAAAUGCGGACAGAAAUUACCCCAGGACAGGCCAAAAAGUUAUCGACAAGCGUCGCUCGAACUGAAACGGAAGCAGAAAGUCAAGGUGCAAAACCAAAAAUCAUUACACCUGUUCACAAACACAACAAGCCGAUGGAAGAUGUGAGUGUAGAAAGCGUAGAGAUCGAAUGGCCAGUGGAGGAAUAACAUGAGGCACGGCAAGUUGAAAAUUUAACGCUCGUAGUUCAUCGGCAAGGGUUGAAGAAGUUCUUUAUGGGUUUUAUUUGGGGUAACUCUGUUUCUUUUUCCCUUUUAUAAAUAUAUACGAGUAUAUCUUUUUUGGAUAUAAAAUUUUGGGAAAAACUGGUCACGGUUCAUGCUUACC